Messenger RNA from Lachnellula hyalina, 1380 nucleotides. RefSeq lists its product as uncharacterized. Gene Ontology annotation, biological process: lipid metabolic process. The record is from RefSeq and is a predicted model, not a curated record. Gene Ontology annotation, molecular function: phosphoric diester hydrolase activity. Bases 1 to 1380 code for a protein of 459 amino acids. The transcript is spliced from 2 exons. Lineage: Eukaryota; Fungi; Ascomycota; Leotiomycetes; Helotiales; Lachnaceae.
AUGCCGAGCAAAGGCGUGGCAGGGUGUCAAAUUGAAUUCUGCGUCCCUGGAAAUACUGUCUCGAAGAAUGAACUUCAUACAUUCGGCAAUGACCACUUGGAAAUCGACAAGAAAUUCAUCAAAGGACCCUUCAACUUCACUGGCGCUUUCUCCUUUAAGGUUAUCCAGAAUGGCAACCAACUUGUGUCCGAAAGUAUUGAAGUCAACGUCGUGACGGGAAACCUGGAAGGAGGAAAUCUAAAGUCCAUGGCGAACCAAACCUCAAUCAUCACAAAUGAGGCGAUUGUCACUUAUGGCUUCUACGAUGCGGGAACAGGCGUUGCAGACCUUCCAGACCGAGAUCAGGUUUGGGUUACUGUUACCCCAAAUCACUCAACGUGGAUGGGACGGCUAGCACCACCAGCAUCUCCUCAAGCAUCCAAGCCCUUCUCCAAACUCUUCCUUCCAGCAGCACAUGACAUUGGCAUGAACACCAUGCAAUCGGCAGACGCACUUCUCCAAGGCAGCUGCCUCGUUGAUGUCCUAACCCAUGUCGACCCCGUGUUUGCAAAAAUCGCAGACAUGAUGACCCACGAUGCUAUUCUAGCAAUCGCCCCCAACAUCAUCCGUGGGCUCGCCAUCACGCAGAAGGAUAGCCUCGCAGCCAUUCUAAGCAUUGGCGCGAGGUAUUUCGAGUUCCGUCCCGCAUACCUGCACAGUGCCAUCCGUCCAGACCACCCAAUCCCCGACGAGCUAUAUUUCUCGCACUCUGCCAUUCCCGGGAUGCAAUACGAUGAGUUCCUGCACGACACCGUCGAGUUCUUGAUGCAAAACCCGGAAGAGAUCGUCGUCGUACAGCUACGCUGGGAUGGUGUACCCGCAGAGUGUGCAAGACCCACAGACGAAGACCUGGCAAACUACCUCAAUACCGCGCUCUCGCCCUCAAACGGUUCCAUUGUAGCAGGGUCUCUAGACGACAUUCUACACUGCACCAUCGCUGAGCUCCGAGACCAGCACAAGCGUCUCAUCAUCUUUGUAAACAGCGACUCUUUCUCUACGUACACAGACGCCGGAAAUGCAACGCUGAAUGGCGACACCAUCAUCGCGGAAUUCAACAGUUUGAGCCCGGAGAAACAAGCCGGAAAGCCAUUUACAAACCUGCAAUGCCAGGCCACAGCUACGAAUAUUCCCAAAGUUGUGGCAUACAGCGUCCUGGCCGCAAAUGCUAGCAGUAGCUGUCUACUUGCAACGAAGCCAAUGUGUGAUAGCAAGACGUUGCCAUGGAUCCAACAGAAUGCUGGACGGCUGGAUCCGAAUCAGUUGGUGGUGGUUAUGAAUGACUUUCUUGAUGGCGCGACGGCUGAUGUCUGUAUUGAGUGGAGUAGGAAGAGAUUGGAAUAG